Lagopus muta (rock ptarmigan) is the source of this 2136-nucleotide messenger RNA. RefSeq names its product nudE neurodevelopment protein 1 (gene NDE1). The transcript is spliced from 9 exons. Gene Ontology annotation, molecular function: microtubule binding. NCBI's taxonomy places the organism in Eukaryota, Metazoa, Chordata, Aves, Galliformes, Phasianidae. Gene Ontology annotation, cellular component: centrosome; kinetochore; kinesin complex. Gene Ontology annotation, biological process: chromosome segregation; microtubule nucleation; vesicle transport along microtubule. Bases 195 to 1223 code for a protein of 342 amino acids. The record is from RefSeq and is a predicted model, not a curated record.
UACCUCACGGCGCGGCUGUUUGCCUACAAGACCGGGACAGAAGUAUGGUGUCAGUUUGCGUAGCCGGGACUUGUUUCUUGGGAGCCGAGCCUCUUCUGGAGGCGAGGGGAGUUACAGGGUGCGGGCUUUCUCACGUGGCGCUGUCUUUCGGCGGCAAAAUAUGAAACAGGAGUUUUAAACUCUGCGGACUUGCCAUGGAAGACUCAGAAGAACAUCACUUCAGCUCCGUUGAAGAGGAAACCAGAUACUGGAAAGAGUUGGCUAUGAAAUACAAGCAAUGUGCUGAGAAUACACAGGAGGAACUGCGUGAAUUCCAAGAAGGGAGCCGAGAAUAUGAAGCUGAACUAGAAACUCAAUUGCAGCAAACAGAGUCCAGAAACAGAGACCUUCUUUCAGAAAACAAUCAUUUGCGAAUGGAACUGGAGUCCGUUAAGGAAAAGUUUGGAAUGCAGAAUUCAGAAUGGUACAGGCAAAUCUCUGCACUGGAAGAUGACUUGGCACAGACAAAAGCUAUUAAAGAUCAACUUCAGAAAUACAUUCGAGAGCUUGAGCAAGCAAAUGAUGACUUGGAAAGAACAAAAAGAGCUGCUAUAAUGUCUCUUGAGGAUUUUGAGCAGCGUCUAAACCAGGCUAUUGAAAGAAAUGCUUUUCUGGAGAGUGAACUGGAUGAAAAAGAAAACCUUCUGGUGUCCAUGCAACGUCUGAAAGAUGAAGCUAGAGAUCUACGGCAAGAACUUGCAGUACAGCAGAAACAGGAGAAACCCAAAACACCAAUGCAAACUAGCCUGGAAACAGAAAGAACAGACACUGCAGUUCAAGCAUCCUUAUCUUUGCCUUCAACUCCCUCCGUGCACCGAGCACCCAACAUCAGCGUACCCACCCCUGCGACAUUUAGGAGAGGUUUUGAGGACAGUUACUGUGCAACCCCCCUCACACCUGCUGCCAGAAUAUCUGCACUUAACAUCAUGGGAGACUUGCUGCGAAAAGUAGGGGCUUUGGAGUCCAAACUUGCCUCCUGCCGAAACUUUGUGUAUGACCAGUCUCCAGACAGAACCACAGUGUCCAUGUACAUGAACAGAGAUGUCCUUGAAACACGCAUGAGUCCUCAUCAGCCUCUGUGUGAUACAGGGUUAGUGAAACGCCUGGAGUUUGGAACAAGACCUUCAAAUAUUCCAGGACCAAUGAGUCAUCCUUCACAAAGUGUUGUUAAAAUGCUGCUAUGAAAAGGAAAAAUGAAAUCUUAUGUACAUAUAAUAUGAAUAUCAAUAGGCAACCAGACAGAAGUGUAAGAGUAGGUGAGCCCUGAAAAAGAAGCUACUACUGGUAAUGGCAUCUUAUGGCUUUGCCCUUCUGGCUUUUAUGCUGUGUUGUGUGGGUAGUGUGAUGAAGCAGUGUUGCCUAGCAGCACAGGACAUAAAAUUGCUUCCUAUGUUCAUUGCUGUGAAUAACUCCUGCUUUGACACUGCCAGUUAAAGCUCUUGUCCCUUCACCUACAUCAGGUUCCUAGUGCAACUCUAGGUUUUGGCUUUUGCAGUUAAUAAAAUCACCCAUGAUGUUCUGGCUUUCUGGUGCUGUCACCAAAGUUAGGGGAGUGGUUAUAGGUAGAGAUAGGUGUAUUUCUGUGGAGAAACUGCUCAGUUCUUUGUAGGUUGCUUGCUGGCCAGAAUCUCGCUAUGUGAAAUUCUGUCUGGUGGUGAAGCUUUGUAAGCAAUGACUUACUUUAAAGAGCAGAUAACAGUUAAGAGUUGAGGAAUGCUUAUUACUUAUGGUACUCAGGAGAUCCCAGGUGGUGGAGAAGUUUGCCCUGUAUUAGCCUGUAGAUAUACUUUUGCUAUAUUGUGGCCCAUAAAGCCUGGCUGUUGAUUUGAGUUUCUAGUUCUAACAUAUUAAUAAGUGGGUUUUACUACUUUCCAGACCUCCUUUUAUUACUGUGCCUUGGGUAUGUGUGAAUUUAUCUUUAUUUUAUCUUUGUUUCUCUUUAAUGAGAAAUGUUUCAGCUGUUACUAAUUUAGCAAUGGUUUUAGCUUGAAAAGUUCUUUCUGCUGGCCAAGUAUAUCAGAAUAGUGAGUUCUUUUUUAAGUUGGCGUGUUUCCCCUACAGAAAUACACUACAUUUUUUUUUUUUUUAAAUGAAAUG